Messenger RNA from Rasamsonia emersonii CBS 393.64, 405 nucleotides. RefSeq lists its product as uncharacterized. Bases 1 to 405 code for a protein of 134 amino acids. Lineage: Eukaryota; Fungi; Ascomycota; Eurotiomycetes; Eurotiales; Trichocomaceae. The record is from RefSeq and is a predicted model, not a curated record. The transcript has 5 exons.
AUGCAGACCGCAAAGCAAAAUGUCCAAAUGCAAGAAUUGACUCAGAUGCCUCCCCAUCCGAAACAUACGUCAUCGUCAAGAGAGAACAUGUUCUCCCUAAAUGCCCGCCCCAGCUUGCAAAAGAACACACCAAAGUGCACAAAGACCUUCAGCGCCGACAGAACUUGCGCAUAUUAUCCCAUAUUCUAUUGGGAAAUGGGAAAGCAACGACCAGAACCAUGUCGUGGCACAGAUAUGGGCGACCUUGACAAAGCGCUUCCACCGAAUCAUUCUCUGACCGACAAACAUCAAAGAUUCUACGAAUUUCAUGACAUUAUUUUAAAGCUACUGGCCUUACGGCAAUCCACUGACCAGGAAGAUCUCAUAGAUUACGCGUGCCGAAUCCAACAGCUGGAUGGACGGUGA